AUGCUUAUUACUGAAAAUCUAUUUGCCUCAGUUAGCACCUGGCGGCGUAAUGUGUUGGCUCGGGCAUUCAUCGGUGGUGAUGAAGAGACAAUUUUUCUGCUCUCAGCCAUGAACAUCACUCCUUGUGGUGUCGAGCCUAUUACACUUGACAGAGGUGAAAACAACGAAGCAGCAGGUUGGGGGGAUGAAGAAGGCGAGGUGGCGCUUCAGAUUUGCACAUCCUGCUGUUCGAGGUCGCGGUUGAUGCUAACGAGCGACUGGGUUCGGCUUUUACAGUUCCUUCGCUCCCGGUCUUGUGCCUCAACUUCAGUAGCGAAAUGUAUGGAAGGCGAAACCGUCGGUGCGAACAUACAAAGCGUCGCUUCAGCCGGUGCAGCUACGUGUGAGGUGAGUGAGAAUAUUAUUGAAAAACUGAUGUCAGAGCUUCAUUCACCGUCUUGCUGGUGGCGACUUGGUGAGGUUGCCAGGCACGCAUUGUCAUCCCCAAGCCUCUCAUGGACAAACUCUUCUCUCAUUCGGCACCGCUGCAGCGCUGUCUCUCUAAAAACGCUGUCAACUGCUGCUAGCGGUAGUUGUGAUACCAGCAGUACUGCUCUCUCUAACAGCGCACUCGGCAACUUGGCCGGUUCGGACACAUCCCCCAAUAACCUCCCCCAGGGGAAUAAGCUACUACUUCCGAGAGGAACUCCCCCGUCCUUUAUUCGGGAAAAUAUGCUGCAGCGUGUGAUGAAGUGGUUGCGGUCGUUGAUAACAAAUCAGGCGAGUGCACUCAGCAGCACUACACCAGAGGGGCUGUUGUGCACGUUGUUCGGGAUAAAGAAGAAACGCAGUCUCGAGGCGGAUUCGAGUGGUAACAACAGGAGUGACGAGAACCCCGAAACGAGGAAUGGCAACAUCGAUCUUGUGCCCCAUGUCAGUUUACUCAUUACCUUGUUUGGCUACACUGUAACUGAGGUUCCCUCCUCUGAUGCUGCUAGCAGAUGUAGUGGUGGUAGUGAGGGUAAUGAGGCUAGCAAGGGUGUCGGAGAAGAUGUGGAAGAAUCCCUCUUAGCCGCACUUGGUGUCGAUAUCUUUUGUCGAUUUUGCGGUGGGAGACCACCAGUGGUGUACUCGACACUGAAUGGAAAUGAAAGCGGUAAGGGUGUGCAAAAUGUUGAUUCAAUGAGUUGUGAUAAUAAUGAAGGUGAAAGUGGUCGCGUGCGCACCCAAUGUACCAUCCGUUGGAGCGAACGGGCCGAACACAGCGGUCAUCACGAGUCAUGCCCGUGGAGGGAGCUUUUCCUCACCUCUGUACUGAAAGAUGAUGCUGCAAAGGCAUGUUCUACAGAUCUUAUAUUCACUGUGGGUGCCACGAAUUCGACGGUGGUGCUAUUAAUGUGUUUUAAGCUCCACGAAGUAGUUAACCUUAUGGAGUGCUGGCGUGUGAGUGUGUACACUGAGUUUAAACUGGGGGAGACAUAUGCGAAAAAUCCGUUCCCAGUUGCUCUGCGUUCCGCACUUCCACCUCCUGCGGAGCCAAUAGUCGAGGAUUUUUUGCAGAAGUUACAAUCAAGUCGCCGCUGCGGGGAAGGAACCCAUGGAAGCAGUGAGGAAGGUAGAACGGUUACUUCCAGCGGGUGCUCAGGUCAACACCAGGUUCCCCUUUUUGGUGGCAACUCUUUUUGGAACAGUUAUUUUCGAGUGUCUUCUUUUGUGAAUGCCGCAGCUUCGGGGGCCGGGUCUGAUCCCGCUGAACUACAGGCAACUGGUUCCACUGCGGCCCCUCGCACUUGCAGGGCGACAGUUGGACCCGCCUCAGCCGUUAAUGGGCAAAGGAAUAAAGAUUGGAAGGCUGCCUACGACGCCGGUCGACGUUAUAUACUAGCUUCUGCGGAAGCUGAAGCGGAUUCCCAGUCUGCCGUCGAGUGUACUUUGGAAGAACUGCAAAAGUUCACCGAUUUAUACCGGCAAAACUUUCAGCGAGAUGCGGAGGCAGCUCCCGAGUUGUUGUAUCCACCAGCAAUUGGCGCUGCAAUGGACCAACUGUGGCAACAAUUCAGUGCGGAAUGCUCGUCAAAUGCGUUGCUCCACAGAGAGAACGUAACGCCACCGCAGCGUGCAUCUCAACUUUCAGCCGAAGACCGGGCACGUGUUCAUUCCCUUCUUGACUCGCUGGAGAGGAGCACACAGAACGCUGCCCGGCAGCGGGCAGCUCAAGCGCCACAAUCGUUACAGAAGGUAAGUGCCAAGGAAAGUCCACAGGCGCCGGUGGCGGCGGUUAGUCAACAGCAGCCGCGGCAGACACAAGAAAUACAGCAGUCAACGCAAGGGGUAAGCGUCAUGCAAAACCAACCAAAGCAACCGUGGCAUCAGCCCUGGAAACAACGCCACACACAAAAGAAUGAAACAACUACCUCAAUGCCAACGCCUAGGAAACCGGCAGUGCCGAGUGAGGGGAUUCUUCCCAUUCCUGUUGGUGAGGGAGGGGGUGGCGCUGUUCUUUCUCACCCUGCACCUGCAGUUCUACAAUUACCGCAGCCGCAACCACCUUUUCCCAUAACCCAACAAGGAUUCCCACCCUUUGCCGCUCGCGGAAGGGAAUCAGUUCUUACAGGAGAUAGUGGUGGCGUGCUAGAUGACAACUACAGUCAGCGGACCCCCUUAAUGGGGCAGCGCCGCGGAGGAACCAGCCGAUACGGUAUCGAUAGGAUCGGUGGUGGACGGGGCAGCGAUAGUCGUCGGGGAAGAAGAGGCACCGGCAGGGGAGCGGGACGCGGUGGUAGUGGAGUGGUAUUUAAGUGA
Messenger RNA from Trypanosoma brucei brucei TREU927, 2781 nucleotides. RefSeq lists its product as hypothetical. The transcript has a single exon. The coding region runs from base 1 to 2781 and encodes 926 amino acids. The record is from RefSeq and is a predicted model, not a curated record. Lineage: Eukaryota; Euglenozoa; Kinetoplastea; Trypanosomatida; Trypanosomatidae.